CUUCCUCUCGUCUUCACUCGAAAGCAGAGCUUCUCGAUUUUCUCUACUAUUCAAAGGAAAGUGGUCGGUAAAAUGGCCAUUACUGAGCUUAACAAACAACCCCCAAAAUCCAAAUCCCUAAAUCCUGUUACCAGAUCCUUGCUACUCUCUUCGGCAUUUAUUCAAACACCAUUCGCGCCUCCAUUUUCUAGGCCAUCAUCAUCAAAGCCCAAUCUUGUUCCCUUUGUCCCUGAAAAUGUAAUCCGUCACCUUCACCAUUCGAUCGUUUCAACCGCCGAUAAGUUCUGGAAUUUCCUUAACCAAAACCCAGUUUUCAAAAACAUUAUCUCCUUAUCAUCCGAAUUCCAGAGCUUCUGCAAUGAGGUAAAAACUUGCAGAAACGACUACGUGAAGAUUACGAGCUAUUCCCCGCUUUCAAAUCACGAUUUUGCGGCGGUUUUGCCCGGUGAUUCAGUGGCAGGGGUCGUGGUUGCCAAUGGAAUCCUAAAUUUCUUAAACAUUUACAAUACGCUGUUGAUUGUAAGGCUGGUUUUGACUUGGUUCCCUAACUCGCCUCCAGCCAUUGUUAGUCCCCUCAGUGCUAUAUGUGAUCCGUACCUGAACAUAUUCCGGGGGAUAAUUCCACCAUUAGGAGGAACAUUGGAUCUAUCUCCAAUACUUGCAUUUAUAGUUCUAAACGCAUUUACUAGCACUGCCGCUGCACUUCCGGCCGAGCUUCCGGUGGCCGGACAACCUCCAAGAAGCGCUUCGUCACCUUCAUUGUUCACCGCUUUAACAUCGUCGCAGAAGAAAUGGAUGAGACGACUCAACCAGAGACGGGCAAAGAAUUCCAAAUCCAAUGCCGACAAUUAAACUUGUUCUUCCUUUUAGAGUUAAAUGGAGGUCCUUUAAACCUUUUUACUCUCUAUUUUGUAUCCCUCGAUCACUAGAAAUUCUUUUGCCAUGAAACUAUUCGAUUAAAACCCAGAAAGCAUUACACUUUUUGUUCUUGUUUAA
Hibiscus syriacus is the source of this 996-nucleotide messenger RNA. Its product is annotated as ylmG homolog protein 2, chloroplastic-like. NCBI's taxonomy places the organism in Eukaryota, Viridiplantae, Streptophyta, Magnoliopsida, Malvales, Malvaceae. Gene Ontology annotation, biological process: chloroplast fission. The record is from RefSeq and is a predicted model, not a curated record. Gene Ontology annotation, cellular component: membrane. The coding region runs from base 73 to 852 and encodes 259 amino acids. The transcript is spliced from 3 exons.